UUGAGGUCAGUCAGAAUCCGUAUAAACUGUCCAGGCGACCAGACUCACGGACGCGCAGAAGGGUGCUGAAAAUCACGCCAGCCCUCAAUAACAUGUCAUUAUGUUGUUGCUCUGUCUGUUCAGUUCCGUCGGCGGGUAACUAAAGACAGCACGGAGGGUUGGAUUGCCUGUUGUUGGAACUAGCCGUGGACAUUUGCCGAAGGAAAGUGUUGCUUGGGAGCGACUCAUGUGGCGGCGCCGACAGGAAACUCUGAGCUUUGAUUCCAUUGACGGCGACUCUUCGGAAUCAUUCAGAACUCGAGCGCGCGGACAUUGAACGCUUAUGGCGUUGUGUUUUGGGGAAUUUCAGCCUGAGCAACUUUGAACAUUUUUGGGAGAAAUUAAACACAUACAAAUUAAAUAUUCUGUAAUAUUGAUCACCCCGUGGGACGAUUAAAAAAUGUCGAGUCCUCUUCCGAAGUUCAAAAAGGAUAAGGAGAUCAUUGUAGAGUACGAGAGUCAAGUCAAAGAGAUCCGAGCCCAGUUGGUGGAACAGCAAAAAUGUCUGGAGCAGCAGACGGACAUGAGGGUGCAGCUCCUUCAGGACCUCCAGGACUUCUUCCGUAAGAAGUCCGAGAUCGAGAUGGAGUAUUCACGCAACCUGGAGAAGCUGGCCGAACGCUUUAUGGCCAAGACCAGGAGCACAAAGGAUCACCAGCAAUAUAAGAAGGACCAGAAUCUCUUGUCCCCAGUGAACUGCUGGUACCUGUUGUUGAACCAGGUCCGAAGGGAGAGCAAAGAUCAUGCGACUCUGAGCGAUAUUUAUUUGAACAACGUUAUCAUGCGCUUCAUGCAGAUUAGUGAAGACUCUACACGCCUUCUGAAAAAGAGUAAAGAAAUCACCUUUCAGUUGCAAGAGGAUUUAAUGAAAGUCCUCAACGAGCUCUAUACGGUGAUGAAAACCUACCAUAUGUAUCACACGGAGAGCAUCAGUGCUGAGAGUAAGCUGAAAGAGGCAGAGAAGCAGGAGGAGAAACAGAUUGGACGCACUGGUGAUCCGGUCUUUCACAUCCGGCUAGAGGACAGACCCCAGAGACGGAGCUCUGUCAAGAAGAUUGAGAAGAUGAAGGAGAAGAGACAAGCCAAGCACUCGGAGAACAAGCUGAAGUCGAUCAAAUCUCGGAACGAAUACCUGCUGACGCUCGAAGCUACUAAUGCUACAAUCUUCAAAUAUUACAUUCACGACUUGUCAGACUUAAUAGACUGCUGUGAUCUAGGGUACCAUGCCUCUCUGAACCGGGCUUUGCGCACCUACCUCUCGGCCGAAUAUAACCUGGAGACAUCCCGUCAUGAAGGCCUGGACAUCAUUGAGAACGCCGUGGACAGUCUGGACCCCCGUAGUGACCGGCAGCGUUUCAUGGAAAUGUACCCUACUGCAUUCUGCCCACCUGUGAAAUUUGAGUUCCAACCACAUAUGGGAGAUGAGGUGUGUCAGAUCACGGCCCAACCUCCCAUACAGGCCGAACUCCUGCUGAGAUUCCAGCAGCUGCAGUCCCGGCUGGCCACUCUCAAGAUUGAAAACGAGGAGAUCAAGAAGACCUCAGAAGCCACUCUCACUACCAUUCAGGACAUGGUUACCAUCGAGGACUACGAUGUGUCAGAAUGCUUCCAUCAUAGCCGUUCAAAUGAAUCAGUCAAGUCCAUAGUGUCAGAAACCUACCUCAGCAAGCCGAGCAUCGCCAAGAGACGCGCCAACCAGCAGGAGACGGAACAGUUCUAUUUUAUGAAAUUCCAAGAGUAUCUGGAGGGCAGCAAUCUCAUUACUAAACUCCAGGCAAAGCAUGAUCUACUGAAGAGGACCCUCGGUGAUGGUUACCGGCCUGAGUACGCAACCACAAGGCCUCCCAGUCUUCCUCCUAAACCGUUUGGCACUCACAGGUCCAGGCCACGCUCUGUAUUUAACGUUAAGCUUUUUAAUGGCAAUUUGGAGUCAUUUGUUAAGGACUCUGGACAAGCAAUACCACGAAUUGUUGACAGUUGCAUUCGAUUCAUUAAUCUAUAUGGUCUUCAACAUCAAGGGAUAUUCAGAGUUUCUGGAUCUCAAGUUGAAGUCAACGAUAUCAAGAACUCGUUUGAGAGAGGUAACGAUCCCCUGACAGACGAAGAGAAUAACCAUGAUAUUAACUCUGUGGCUGGGGUUUUGAAACUCUACUUUCGUGGUCUGGAAAAUCCGCUAUUUCCAAAGGAAAGAUUCAAUGAUCUCAUCUCCUGUAUCAGAGUUGAAAAUCUGUAUGAGAGAGCUCUGUAUAUUCGUAAGAUUCUCUUGACUGUACCCAGAUCAGUGCUUGUGGUCAUGCGUUAUCUGUUCGCCUUCCUCAACCACCUGUCCCAAUACAGUGAUGAGAAUAUGAUGGAUGCCUAUAAUUUGGCCAUCUGCUUUGGGCCCACCCUCAUGCCCACCCCAGACACGCAGGACCAGGUCUCCUGCCAGGCCCAUGUCAAUGAGGUCAUCAAAACCAUCAUCAUCCACAACGAGACCAUAUUUCCUGACACAAAGGAGCUUGAUGGCCCCUUGUAUGAGAAGUGUAUGGCAGGUGGUGACUAUUGUGAGAGUCCGUACAGUGAACAUGGAGCUCUAGAAGAAGUUGACCAGGAUGGAGGAACGGAGACCCACACCAGUGAAGAUGAGGGUGAGCCCAUUGAAGCAAUCGCAAAGUUUGACUAUGUGGGGCGCUCUGCACGGGAGCUGUCCUUCAAAAAGGGUGCGUCCCUGCUGCUGUACCAGAGAGCGUCGGAUGACUGGUGGGAGGGCAGGCAUAAUGGCAUAGACGGCCUAGUGCCUCACCAGUACAUUGUUGUCCAGGACAUGGAUGACACAUUCUCAGACUCUCUGAGUCAGAAAGCAGACAGUGAGGCCAGCAGUGGACAUGGAGGAGAGGAGAAAUGCUCCAGCAGGGACAUGGGAUCUCCAACAGACAGCCGACAACCUGAUCCAUACAUCAGUAGCCGGCACAGGAAGAGAAGUGACCCCCCAACCCGCCGGCCUCCAGCCCGGCCCACUGACGCCCACUGCAUGGUCCACCACUCUCAGGGCCACCAUAAUAACCACAGCAGCCACAGUAGUCAUGGCACACCAGAUUUGGGCUCCCCAGUGAUGGGUCACUAUAGCCCCCGGGACCUGAUGCGAGGAAGAGGACACAUGCCCAUGGACAGUCCCGAGAGAUGCAGACGGAUGGGCCACGGCAGCCUGACCAACAUCAGCCGCCACGAGUCCAUGAAUAAGAUGGAAAGCCCACCCAUCCGCAGGUCCACCUCCUCAGGCCAAUACACAAGCUUCACCGAUCCUCAUGGCAAGAAUCUGGAUCCAGAGAGCAUCGCACAGGACAUCGAGGAAACGAUGAACACUGCUCUGAAUGAGCUAAAGGAACUAGAAAGGCAGAGUUCUGCCAAACACGCCCCUGAUGUGGUGCUGGACACCCUGGAGCAGAUGAAGAAUGCUCCCACUCAGACCAGCUCCAACGAGUCCCUCAGCCAACUCCACGGUCUCCUGCUGCGGGCUGCCGUCACCGAGCCGCCCAUGCGCCGUAGCACAAGCUCAUCCAGUGAUACCAUGAGCACCUUUAAGCCUGCUGUAGCUCCACGUAUGGGAGUACAGCUCAAGCCCCCCGCUCUGCGACCCAAGCCCAUGGUGACGAUACCAAAGUCAGGAGCGGCACAGUAUCCGGCGCCCCCUCCACAGGAUCCACUGGAUAAAUCCUGCACACAGAGAGGACACAACAGUUGAAGGACAACAAAAGAUAAUGAUCACUGCAAUAGAAGCCAGAUUUAUUGUUGAUUUUAAUGUGUUCUCCAACAUUUCAUUCGCUUUAGAGAGGAAUGGGCUAAAAUGAAUAAACUGCUGGUUAAAUACAGAAACUUUAAUACAUGUAGUCUCUUGAUUCUUUGUUACUGUGGUCGGCAUGGAAUUAAUAAACUAAAAAUAACAGUGGUCACUAAGCAUAGUUCAGAGGACGAGUAGAUUUGUUAAAGGGAUAGUUCACCCAAAAAUGAAAAUUCUGUCAUCAUUUAUUCACCCUCGUUUUUCCAAACCUGUAUGACUUUCUGUCGAACAUAAAAGGAGAUCUUAGGCAGCAUGUCUUAGUCAACAUCUAGUUUUGUGUCCUAUAGUAGAAGGGAAGUCAUACGGGUUUGUGAAAACAAGGGUGAAUAAAUGAUACCAGAAUUUCCAUUUCUAGGUGAAUUAUCCUUUUAAACUGGUGUUUAAUAUUUUAGAGGGUUAUACUUUCUCUAACAUGCCCUCUUUUGUCACUUUAAUUAAACAAAGGGACAUUCUUGUAGAGCAAGACACCUGUGACUAAUGGAAAGCAAUUAAUGUGUAUCCAAAAAACUGUUUGCUUGCAUGUACAACACCUUAUUUUCCCAUGUGUUACUCAGUGUGAAUAGAUUAAGGAAUUCUGACAAUGAUACUAAAGAAAGCAACAAAUCACUUUGGCUUCCUGUGUUGUUAAGUGAUGUUUUAUAGUAGUAGUUUACAUCCCGACUGCUAAAUGUGAAUAAUACAGAAACUAAGCGGGAUCUUUGUUUUCUUUGUGUGUUUACAGUUUAUGGGAAAUCAGUGUUUUUGUCUAGUUAAACCUGCCUGGUUAGCACAGUGGAAUGUUGACUUUGGAAACUCUGCCACAUAUGAUGAUCGUUCUGAUUGGCUGUUUGAGGCAGUUGGAUGUUGUCGACACCUUAUAUGUUGCAUCAGCAAAGCUUUACUUUGAAUAUUAUAUUUUUGAUAAUAAUAUUAUUUUGCGUAGAGUGAGUUUGCGUGCACCACAUCUGCAUUGAAGAUGUUGAACAACCAUUUUCAUAGUGACUUUGUUCAUUUUUUUUUAAGUUCUUCACUUAUUUUCUUACUUGGAAAGAUAUAUAUUGUAUACAUGUAUAUAAAUGUACAUCCACUAAACCUUAUUUCUUUCUCAUUUACAUAACGUUGUCCCAGAUCAAACAGUGGCUCACUAGAGACUAUUUUUUUUAGGGUCUGUGUGCUUGGUAAAAUGCAAUCUGUGAAUAUUUAAGUCUAGUUGAAAAAAAAAAACAUGAUGUGCUGCUUAGAUUUUGAUAUGGAUAGGCUACAAAAAGCUUUCCUGGUCGGCUUAGCUGUCUAAAUGCUCGGCUUGGCUCUAUGCUAUAAAGCAUGAAUCAUAAUCAUUUUAGUUGCAAUAUGCAAGUACUUCUAGAAACCUUUCUGCAAGAUUUAAGGCAAUAGUUCUUGUUUCACCAAACAAGGCGAUAGUGCCGAUUGAUAGCCAUGGACUCAUAGACUGUUACUGCAGUACUUUCAUAGGAUAGUACUGGUUUUAUGUGCGCUAGAGUCCUAUUAACCUUUUGUAAGGCGUCAUAUACAGCACCGCGCCCAAAAUUAAAGGGAUAGGUCACCUAAAAAAAUUCUAAAUUGUUUACUUGCCUUCAUGAUGUUCCAAACCUGUAUGAUUUUCUCUUUUCUGUGAAAUUAGUGAGUAGAUGUGAGGAAGAAUUCAUUGUAUGGAAAAAAAAUCCUGUUGUACCCUACUAUAUGAUGUUUUUUCCUUGUUUUUAGCUUUGUAGUUACAAAUAAUAAAAAAACAGCAGAACCAUCAUAAUUUAUAUUAAUAACAACAAUAAUUAUUAUAAUGAUUUAAAGUUUAUUUUAUAAUUAUUAUUAAUUGUUUAAUUAAAAACAUGUAACAUAGAAAUAAUAUUAUUGUUAUUAAUAUUAUUAUUAUCAUUAUAAAUGACAUUGACUGGUAAACUUCAGGGUUAAUUGUUUUAUUUAAAUACUCUUUAUAUGAUAUGAUGUUAAGAUAAUGUCUAACCAACUGAAUCACUCUCAAAUUAUAAUGCUUCACACAAGGAGGACUGUUGUAAAUUUCAUUUUUAGAAUAAAUAAUUGAAGGCAGGUCUUUAGAUUGUAUCAGAUGAACCAAUAUACUGUAUCAUUCAGUGAAAAAUGUAUUUGAAUUGCAAUUCUGUCUUUAAAGGUUCACUCAGUAUUUUGUUUUAAGUAUGUCGAAGUAUGGCUUACACUGACACCUAGUGGCCCGGAUGAGGCAUCUUUCAAACGCAGUCGUUUUCAGUUACCAAUCCCAUUGUAGAAAUUCACAAUGCACAGUAAACCAGGAUUAAUUUAAUCCAUGAGUGAAAGUCUCCAGAAACAGGGCAGUUACCGAGAUUAAGUAAGUAGUAUUCAGCUGGUCAUGUGAUGCUAAAAUGGCUGCCCCCAUGAGUGGACCUUCUCCAUGUAAAA
Messenger RNA from Xyrauchen texanus (razorback sucker), 6250 nucleotides. RefSeq names its product SLIT-ROBO Rho GTPase-activating protein 1-like. Gene Ontology annotation, molecular function: protein binding. NCBI's taxonomy places the organism in Eukaryota, Metazoa, Chordata, Actinopteri, Cypriniformes, Catostomidae. The coding region runs from base 440 to 3763 and encodes 1107 amino acids. Gene Ontology annotation, biological process: negative regulation of cell migration; signal transduction. The record is from RefSeq and is a predicted model, not a curated record. Gene Ontology annotation, cellular component: cytoplasm. The transcript is spliced from 22 exons.